Ceratina calcarata is the source of this 3045-nucleotide messenger RNA. RefSeq lists its product as uncharacterized. Bases 710 to 1417 code for a protein of 235 amino acids. The record is from RefSeq and is a predicted model, not a curated record. Lineage: Eukaryota; Metazoa; Arthropoda; Insecta; Hymenoptera; Apidae. The transcript is spliced from 3 exons.
GACUGUGGCCAGGGUAGGAAGAAGACGGGAGCAGUGUCAUGGAGGCAGGUCUGGCUGUCCGUCGACCUGCUCCCUUGCUCUACCUCUACCUGACAGCGCCAGUGUUUCCAUAGCCGCGUUCACCGAUGGAUCGUCCCGCGAUCCUCUCGUGAGUUCGCUAGGCUCGAACGCGCUCGGACGGUACUCGCGUACGGACAAGACUUUUUCGGCCUCGACAGCGUGGUGAGCCGGAGCGAGGGGCGAGAGGAAGACGGUCCGCGAGUAAAACGUUAAAAAUAAAUGAACGAAACGUGAUAGAAAAUUAUCGAGUGAAAUUGAAUAAAAAGAGAGCAGGAGAGGCGAGGAAAACGCGACUCGAGUAAAACGUUGAAGAGAGGGGAAGAGAAAGAGAGGAGAGCAUAUACGUAUAGGUACCGAGAGAGGGAAGUGACACGUUGCGAUACGAUCGAUUCAACGGGUACAGAAGUUGUAUCGCGCGUACGUUCUUCAAGCACGUUUUUUUUUCGAAAAACCGAUCGGGUACGAUGCGCUCGUGACAGAGAAGACAGAGGCUGGGCUCGAAUUCGACGAGGUAUCGCGGAGUCGUUUUCGGGGCGAUCGGCUCGAGAAGAUCGCCGAGCGAAAGAUAGAGCCGGGAUCGAGAGAGGAGGAAACGGAUACAACGUGGGCGUUGAGUGAUUGUUGUCGGUGCUAGUUUCCAUUGGGAGUCAUGAGAGAUACUAGCGAUAUGAUGGAGGACGGCUUGUGCGAGGACUCGAUGGAGUGCGAGGGUGACGGGAGAGGAGGUGGAUUAGAGCUCGUCGAUACAGCGACCGAGGACUCGUCCCCGACGAUUCGAGAUGCCGCGGAGAGACUGCUGACGUUGCUGGGCGUGGAAGACGACGAGGACUUCGGAUCUUCCUCUGAGGACGAGGAUGAGGGCGUCGAACUGGAUGAACUCGAGGACGACUUCGAAGAGGAACAGGAAAACGCUAGACUGCUCCAUCAACUCGCUGCUUCUUUAGCCAAGGAACUGAAACAAUCCUGUCAAAAACCUCGGCGACCCCUGUCCAAAGAGUGGGACAGGAAUCAGGUGAAGACGAACUGUUUGGAAGUGCAUAGCCGCCUUCAGGAUCAGAGCUCGUUCAAGGAAAUUCAUUAUCGUGAUAACAAAUCUUCGACGAGGGAACCGGAGACGCAGGAGUCGAUCCAGAUUUACCAAUGCAGAGACACGGAUCGUUUAAGGAUGGACCAGAAUCUUGAAGAAAGGGUUCCACCGUCGUCGUCAUGGAACGCCGGCUGGGACGCCUGCGCCACGGAAGCCCUCAGAUACCUCGUCGAGGACGAAGGACUGCCGCCUCAUCAUCCCACCAUCCUGGCCAUGAAGGACCAUCUGGAUCUGCAGAGAGAACGAUCCUUCGUACGGUACACCGCGUAAACCAUGAGAUUCUAAUCGGUAGACUGCGGGUUUCCAUGCGAAAUAAAACAUUCAGGAAAUUAAAUGUAAAUUGGAAUUUCCAUUAUCUUAAUUGUGCAUCUCACUUUCAAUGUUCCGUACGUUUUCGAAUAAAUUUUUUAUAUCUUCUAUGAAUGCAUAAAAUCCGCAGUCUAUUAACCAGUGGAAGCUCAUUAUAAGUAAGUAUUUUUCUUAAGGAUUGGCUUUUACGUAGAUAAAUCCUUGAGAGGAUUGAAUUUUCGGAAACCUACUCGCUUUCCUAUUUUCGUUUUUCAAUUCACGCCUGAGUUUUUGCGAACAAACUCGUAUUCCAUUUUCUACCUAAGCAACGUAUUACAAUUUUCAAUCCUCGAAGAGAUAGUUAACGGAUUCGUAGAUCCGUGGCUUUUCAGGUUCCUACAUAGGUACAUUGAUGAUUAGAUUGCGGAUUUUCAUGCAACAUCGUAAUAUCGAACUGGGAAUUUCUUUUGUGCAUUUCGCUAAUAAUGCAUGAAAUCCGCAGUCUGCCGAUGAUAAAAAUAAAAGGCAACUGGAGGAUGAACUUAACAUCCAAUGGCGCGUAACAGAUUCCAAGCUUCGCGUUCAAUUUAGUUUUUUUACUUCGAACCACUAUUUUAUUAUUUUUUUUUUUAGCACAAUUUUUUGUACUCCUUUUCGUUUAUCAUUUAUUACUACAGUAUCGUCGCUUUAUCAUAAUUUCUUUUUUAAUUAUUCAUUAUUUAUUGUACUCUUACCGCGUCUUAGGCUAAGGAAAAAUUCUCGCGCUUUCGAUCCAUUGGACGUUAGAUUCACUCCGCGGGAAACGAAUGUCAAUAAGAAAUGUCAAUAGUUCAUACGCUGGAUCGAUAUGAACGAGGGUAGAAAUUUCUUAAAUCAACGUCGUGUUCAUUAAAAAAGACGUAAACCUGUAGAUCUUUAUCGCGUUUCUGCACCGUUGUUCUCUGCUUACACCCUCUGACUUAAUACUGAUUCAUUAAAAGUAUCUAAGAACGGAAAGUACGUUCGAUGGUACGUACUCCAAAACGGAUUUAGAUCGUCGGAGGGUCGAAAAGCGAGUAAAAACUUACACUACUUUUAGGACGAACCUCGUAGAUUAUUUCGGAAUCGCUCGAACGUCGCAUCGCAUAAUCACCCGUUCUUGACCACUGCCAAGUGCCUCCUCAAAGAUCCUUGAACAACCGAAUCCUCGCAAGCUUGAUUCAUUUGAAAUCUAAUGAAUAUCCGUCACAGUCUAUGUCUAUGCGAUGCAACGUUCGAUCUCGUAUAUGAAAAUAAAGAUCCAGUGACCUCGGUGAUCCAUCGAGAAUCAUCAGUUUGAAUUUUUAAAAUCGUCCAGAUAGUUUUCAAUUAACCGAGUGGUCGACGUUAGAUCGAUGGAGUGGCCCAGGAUCAACGGAUUGACCCUCGAUCCUGGAUCACUCGCUCCAAGAGGAUCGGACAGAAUUUCUUUUGCGAAUCUCGCGAGACUUUCAUGAACCACGAGAUCGACUUCAUCGUCUGUACAUAUGUAUAAUAUAUCGUUUUAACUUAUACACGACUAUUGUUACUUUUACAAUAAAUCAUUGUAGAUAACAUUGACCAGUAAAAUAAACGAGCGCCGAGUUAAUUGA